AUGCCUCUAGAGGCUAGAACAGUGCUGCGUACACCCUUCUAUGAUGAUGUGCCGCGUGCGUAUGUACGCAACGGUCAGAACAUAAGCGAUGCCACGCUCUUCGGACCGUACGCACAGACCAUAUGGAAUUUCGCCAAUCGUCAUCAUAUGAUUUUGGAGUGUAAUCGCGAUUUAAGUGAAAACUACUCGGAAAUUUAUGAGCGCAUACACAAUGGCGAGUAUAAUUUGGCGAUGAAUGGCGCGACGUUGGUGAAUCACGUGACGCUCAAUGUACACUUCAGUUAUCCGUUGUAUUGGGUGAAGAAUUGUGUGAUGGUGCCGCUGGAGGAUGAGUUACCCAAAUACUGGUAUAUCGUGUGGCCCUUCGGACGCUACAUUUAUAUGUGUAUACUCUUUGGCAUCUUCUAUAUUGCCUUUUUGAUGAAGUACGUGGAGUAUCCUACGAAUGAGAAGAAGCCGACGCGUUCCUUUACACGUAAUAUUUUGCACAGCAGUGCCAUCAUAAUGUUCAGUUCGAAUAUGAAUGUACAGCUGAAGAAUGCACACGUACGCGUACUCUUCUUCUAUAUGCUACUCUUCGUGUUCGGUUUCAUUUUGGCCGCCUAUCAUGCGCCCUACUUGACGGCGUACAAUAUGAAACCGGUAUUCGUGCCGCCCAUCAACACAGUCGAUGAUCUGCUGAAUGCUAAUAUAAGAGUGCUCAUCACUCUGAGUGACUUUGCGGAGAUUAAGCAUAGCGGCGAAUUUCAAGAUAUCCUCGACAAAAUGAAUCGGAAUUUCGCCUAUGUGGUAACCGAAGAUCAGUGGAACUUUUUGAAUCGUCAACAACGCACACUCAUCCAACCGUACUUUCAUCUCUCGAAAAUUUGUUUCGGCACCGUCUUCAAAGCGAUACCAAUGCAACGCGAUGCCGUUUGGUUCGAUACACUCAAUUUAUUCAUUUUAAUUUCCAAAGAGUCGGGUCUUUGGAGUCAGUGGGAGGAACGCGCAUUUAACGAGGCUGUGCGCGUAAAAUAUGCACAAAUUCUGACCGACACUUAUCCGGUAGAGCCGUUGAAUUUGAGAUUCUUCACCAUUGCUUGGAUUGUCUUGGCUUCGGGUCUGUUGGUGAGUUCGCUCGUCUUCACUGUGGAAUAUUAUAUCAAAAAGUAUUAUGGUGUUAAAGAAGUGGACUACAAUCGUUUCUCAUAUGAAUAACUUGCUGAAUGAGAGGAUGAA
Messenger RNA from Ceratitis capitata (Mediterranean fruit fly), 1218 nucleotides. RefSeq lists its product as uncharacterized. Bases 1 to 1197 code for a protein of 398 amino acids. NCBI's taxonomy places the organism in Eukaryota, Metazoa, Arthropoda, Insecta, Diptera, Tephritidae. The transcript has 2 exons. The record is from RefSeq and is a predicted model, not a curated record.